AUGAUUCAUUCAAAAACUUUAGCGACUCCAUCUACACCAAAGAAGCGGCGAAGUUCGUUGAAAAAGGAUUUUCGCCAAACCGUAUUUGAAAAUAUACAUUAUCUUGGCUGUUCGAAAAUUGACGACCCGUCAAAUGAGGCUGAAAUGCUUAGGUUGAUGCGUUUUCUCGAUGAACAGCGAACAUCUGCCACAGUGACUGUGUCCUUGGCUGUUCCACAUUCUGCUCGAGGCAUAGUCGUGUGCGUUGUGAUUUUUUUAUGA
Molecule: messenger RNA, 261 nt
Organism: Cylicostephanus goldi
Lineage: Eukaryota; Metazoa; Nematoda; Chromadorea; Rhabditida; Strongylidae
Source: the annotation of a GenBank genome assembly